Molecule: messenger RNA, 2056 nt
Organism: Cladocopium goreaui
Lineage: Eukaryota; Dinophyceae; Suessiales; Symbiodiniaceae
Source: the annotation of a GenBank genome assembly
AGAAUGAGUGGUUCAAACCCGGUUACCGGGGAAGACACCCGAGUUUUUUUGGGCACAGAUGCCCGUGGGAAGUUCUGAGAAUGGCCUGGUGGAAUUCUCCAAUGUCCUGCCCUCAUCUUUGCCGAGCAAAAGUGCGCGGGGCAGCAAUCGAGAACCUCGGGGAUCUCGCGGGGGAUCUCGAUCUCCAGGACAUGGGAGCUUGGAGGAUCGCAACUUGACACCUGACCUUCCAGGUUCUUGUGAUCCAGGUCCAGAACAGGAGGAUGGUGCCAAGACAUGUGACCAAAGGCAUAGCAUACAGUCGCGACAGUCGCGUUUGGUGCCAAUUCAGAACGAUGAAGUGGCAGGAAGCACAGGAAGCAAGCCGUCUGCGUUGGCAGAUUCCCAUCAGGAACCAGAGACAGGAAGGAAACGGAAUGUUAUGGCAUCGCAGGCUUCGAGUGCGAAUGUGUUCGCAGUGGCAAAGGUCGCCCUGAGCCACACCAGCAAAGCUUGUGACAAGUUGGGAUUUGGGGAUGCGGUUGAACCUGUGAUGCAGUUGUACUUAAACGACUGCUGCUCUGAUGGACCUUCUGCUUGGGUGCGGGGAGCCAGAACUGCAGGCUUUGUUCUCAGCCUUCUCUUCUUUCUACCGCUUUUAUCCUUUGUUCCCUUGCUAAUACCUUUUUCAGCACCACAUGAAGGUUUUGCAAGCAAUUGGACCUUCAAUUUCGUGGCCCAUCCUAUCCUGAACUAUGUGUGCGCACGUGCAUCGCUAGAGCUGCUCGCAAGGGCCAUUGAGCCUCAGGAAAGGCACCGGGUACGUUUGAUUGUUCGCUGGAUUCCCCUAGUGAACUGCACUGUUUGCCUUUUGAUCCACGGCACUGCGAGCCUCUUUGGCAUCUUUCCGCUGCCCUUUUCAGCUUUGACGAGUUGCAUUCCAGGCAUUCUGUCAGCAUCGUUUCUGGCCAAACAAUUGACGCCAACAGAUUUGCUGACACAUGACUUUCGGCAAUUUGCCAAGUUUGUGCUAUUGAUGUGGACACUCUGGAUGCUGCAAUUCCUGAUUCUGACAGGUUAUCUACUGUCAUUUCCGCUUCUCCCUCCGUUCCACCAAGUGCUGCUCAGUUUUGCAGUGACUAGCAUUUUGAGUGGCUUCGGCUUCCUCAUAGAAAUGCUUGCCGUGUGGAUUGGUGUGCCAAAGUACUAUGCUACCGAAUUGAAACCAAUGAUAUACUUCAUCUCCUUUUUGUUCACGGCCGCGCUUUUCUCGUCAGCCAAAUCUGUGUGGGUCUUCGUGAUCAUGCUGGUGCAAGACGCAGGAAAAGCUCUGGCUAUACUUAGCAAGACCUGGAUCUUCCUCAGCAAUUACUUUGUGAGACCAGUGGGCGGUGAUGAGGAGAAUACUGUUGGCAAGACCAAGAGUCUAACUCAGAAUGGGCGGUGCCUUAGGUUCUGGUCCAUGAUCGAGACAAAGGUUUGCAGCAUCAGGGAAACCGGAGGGAGGUUGCAACACAUCUUAGUCGAAUUUCAGGUGCACACACGUGAGAGUCUUCAGCAUGCAACUAUCACAGCUGCAGAUGCACGACUGUUGGACAAUUUUGCGCGCUUCUUGGUUUUGUUCACCAUGGUAGAAGUGUGUGAAGUUCUUGUGCCACUGCUCUACAUCAUCGUCGCCACCUUGCUUCAUAUCCCUGAAGUUGGGCAAAACCGUCAGUACUUGUACGUCUUCAAAGACAUGAACUUUGGAGAUGCACUUCGCGGCAAUUUUGUAGCCUUUCUCAUAGAAAGCUCCGUGUUUCUUCUGACCCAAGUUGUUCUUCUUAGAACACUUGGCUUCAAUCUCUGGUAUUUUGCAGGAAAUGUGCUGAAUCUGGACUUUUGGUACUGGACAUUUGCUUUUUCCACCUGCUGCGUAUCAUGGACUACUGUGUUGAUAGCUCACGCUGGACACGAUCUUGAGUUGUUCCGGUCUUUGUUUUCUUUUUGACACCAUAGCAAGUGCUACCGACAACGGGUAGUUCAUUUUUUUGGUGCUACGGGGCGCCGCGGUUUAAAAGCAUGCUGCAAAGAUGGC